AAUGAGUGAAAACGAUUUGACAAGCAAAAGUAACAUAACCAAACUUUUUGUUUACUAAAGAUUGGCAUUCUUUUUACCAAAGGUGCUUUCACGUACCGUGCCAAUUCGCAAAUAUGAAAAUAUUCAUAAAAGUACUGCAAGGCGAUGGAUGCAUGAUUGAAGUCACCGAGAGUAUGAAAAUUUUGGACGUGAAAAAACAAAUCGAAAACCAUUUAAAAGUGCCCCUAUCGCAGCAGACGCUUGUCCUACUUGGUAGAACCUUAGCAGACGAUCAAACUAUCGGUUCCUACCCGAAGAUCAAAGAUGGUACGAAAGUGCACCUCGUCAUGAAGAAACCGGAAUCCCUAGAUGAAGUGCUCGCACGAUUUUUACAUAAAUACUAUUCAGAAAAGCAGACGAAGCUAAUAGUGGAAAAGUUUAUGAAAGAUUUUCAUGAUAAAGUGAAAUCGCUUAGUUUAGACGAUCUUGAACGGUUGGCGAUCUCGUAUUUAAAUGAUGAAAACAUGUAAUUCCUCGUGCGUACAUAUUCCUAUAUUAUAUUAAACAUUUUACCAUUACAUACAUUUGCCAAACA
Molecule: messenger RNA, 574 nt
Organism: Photinus pyralis (common eastern firefly)
Lineage: Eukaryota; Metazoa; Arthropoda; Insecta; Coleoptera; Lampyridae
Product: ubiquitin-like protein 4A
Exons: 1
Coding region: 114-509 (131 amino acids)
Biological process (GO): post-translational protein targeting to endoplasmic reticulum membrane
Molecular function (GO): protein binding
Source: RefSeq, a predicted model, not a curated record